Molecule: messenger RNA, 1392 nt
Organism: Doryrhamphus excisus (bluestripe pipefish)
Lineage: Eukaryota; Metazoa; Chordata; Actinopteri; Syngnathiformes; Syngnathidae
Gene: fxyd6l
Product: FXYD domain containing ion transport regulator 6 like
Biological process (GO): regulation of sodium ion transmembrane transporter activity
Cellular component (GO): membrane
Molecular function (GO): sodium channel regulator activity
Source: RefSeq, a predicted model, not a curated record
GUUCCUUUAGGCAACCGUACAAUGUGAAUAAUUGUCUUUUCUUGGGAGACUGAUGUCCUUUUUUGGUCAGCUUCCGACCCCCAAUGGAAACGUGACCGUUUAAUUACUUUAUAACUAGUUCCUUGUGUCUUGUACUGUAUGCUAUUUAAUCGGGUUCAUUUUUGCUCUCGUGUUCAAAAGUUUGCUACUGUGUAAGUAGAAAAAUCUCGCGUUAUUUCACGAGAAAGUACUCCGGAAACAAAGGACUCUGGUUUAAAAUCCUCUUUCCAUGUAACGUUGGUUUCAUCAUCGAAUAAUUGUUUUAUUUUUCUUUCAAAAUUGCUACUUCGCUGAUUUAUUCAAUUCCAAGCUACAAUGGAUGUUGUGCUGUUUGUGGCGUUCAUCUCCUGGGUGACCCCUGCUCUGGCAGCAGCGGACGGCGAAAAAGACUAUGACAGCGCUUUUGAAUAUGAUUAUGAAUCCCUGAGAAUCGGUGGCCUGGUUUUCGCCGUCGUGCUGUUUCUUCUGGGCAUCGCCCUCAUCGUCAGCAGGAAAUGCGUAUGUUCCAAGAGUGACAAGUCAAGGUCCCGUGGUCCUGAUGGGGAAUCGGGUGUUCCGAGAGCUUAAAGCCACAGACAACAAAGAGCAGCUGUUAGCAAGUCACACCACCAGAUGGCAGCAUUUGAAAUCCUGCUGGAGACAAUCUGAACCCUCACAUGAAGCCUUCUUUUUUAAAAAUGUCUUUUUAUCUUAUUCGUUUUUUUUUAAGUCAUCUUGACCUCUGACUAUUUAAGGUGUCAGAUUAAUGAAGAUGUAGAUUUAGGGACUUUGUGAUUGAUGCAAACAAUAAAAGCGUAUCUUUUAAUAUGUGCCACAUUAUUGCAGAUCCCAUCCAAUCCGUUGCCGGUGUGUGUGUGGCGGGGUUGGACCAGAUACAAGCCGGUGCUGCACUGUGGUGGAUUGUGCUGACGUUGCAGUUGGCUCAGCAACCUCCGGUUCUUGUUAAUGAUUUAUGUGCUGCAAAGUGGCCAUUCUGCAUAGUGCAGAAAUGCAUCUCAUUUCAUUUAAAUCGGAUUUAACUAUUGCUGAGAUUUCCCACAAAUUGGCUCAUCGGUGAGAAUAAAAGCUGUCCUUACCCAAAGCCAAACAGGAUGUACAUUGUUUUAGUGUGCAAUACACAUCUUGGCUGGGUAAAAAUAUAUACCACCUAUAGCACAAUAUUAUAUAAUAACCUAUUAUUUGGACUCGAAGGUGAUCCUACUUCUUUGUUGAUGCAUAAUAUGUAAAAGUGUAGUGUUUCAUUGUGGCCACCAGGGGGCUCCGGACUUGGUGUGGGGUUGACCAGUGCACCCUGGAGUUCCUUCCCACACAACUGCAGUCUGCUCAUCACUUGGAGGAAGUCUUCAAGCUGUC